AUGCGACCUCAACUGGGCGGUGACGCCCUGCCUCCUACUGUCAAGCCGCGGUCUCGCAAGUCAAGCGUGGAUCAUCCUGCCGCCCCUUCGAGCAAUGUCCCCACUACCUUUGUCAUGAAACGCGUCGGGGAUUUGGAGCAUACCAUGGCUCCUCACAGUGCAACUUCUACAGCGAAACAGCAAGAUAACAACUUUGGAGUACAAAGUCUUGCAGAUACUCUAGACGCUGCCUUUGGCCCAGAAGGUACAGCAGCUGGCGCAGAGACAGAAACAGCUAGCAAGACACUGCAUCAGGGUGCGAAGAGUUCAAGAUCCGAAUCCCACAGCUCUUCGACAGACUCAGUUCCACCACAAGAUAAAUCCAGAACCACUUCGGUACGGAAACUGAGGAGGAACUUCACCAACCAUGACUCGAUUACUCACUUUAAACUGCCCGUCACGAGCGCCGACAUCCCUUCUCCACUCCCCACAUCCGCCAUGGGGAGCACGCCCAGGUCGGCUUCUAUUGUUUCCCUCAAGCUGUCCGACGAGGAAUCUACUAUGGAUGAUGCCGUGAGCCAGGCUGUUGUCUCAAGUGGAGAGGAGGAAGAGCAGAUGGAGACGCAACAGGAUACUAUGAGCUUUCCACAGCUCGUCAUGCCUGAGAUGCAGAUGCCUACCAGAAGACCUUUCACAACAAAGGGAAAAGCUAUGGGGAAGCUCAGAGUUAUGGUGGCGGGUGAAACAGGUGUCGGCAAGUCCUCUCUCGUUCGAUCCAUUGUCCAGGUCUGCGAAGACAUCGUGCACGUAGAUCCGCUAUCACCCUCCCAAUCGUAUGCGCAGCCACGCCCCCCGAAAUCUAAGUCUCGUACAAAGAAAGCAGAGCACGCAGUUACAACACGAGUGACUGAAAUCCAUGCAAGCACGAAGCCUUAUCCCCACUGGUGGACUGAUGCCGAAGAUAGUGGCGUACUGCGAAGAAGAAAGAGCAGUAUUGACACCGUACUCGAAAGAAACAUCUGUUUCGUAGACACACCCGGCUAUUCGCAGGGUUCAGCGGACAAAGACAUUGGCAUGGUGGUAGACUAUGUUGAGUCAAUGCUAUAUCAAACAUCAUCCGUAACAACCUUAGAAGACAAUGAUGUGCUUGGAGUCGUCAGUGGUAGUGGGGGUGUCUUAGUUGACCUCGUGAUAUAUUUGUUACCACCGCAUACAGACAUAGCGAAAGACAUUGAGUAUAUGCAACGAUUAUCGUACUUUACCAACGUUGUGCCUGUCAUCGCAAAAUCAGACAUUCUUUCGGCACAGGAAGUAGUGGCUUUGAAGACAUCUAUCCUCGCCCGCCUGCAGACCACUGCUGUCAGACCAUUUUUCUUCGGAAAGGCCAUGGACGACGCAUUACUUGCCGUGCAAGGCCUUCCGAUUGCCAGGACGUCGUCAUCUGGAGAACCAAGCGAAGCAGCCGAAUAUCCCUUCACUACACCGACAUAUCCUUACGCAGUCUCUUCGACAUCUGGCCCAGACAAUGACAACAUGGACGCAUCGUUGCUAAUGUCGCCUGACUACGUGCAGCCCCUUCUGCCUUCCGAACUGGCUGCGUUAGUAACCCAAGUCUUCGACCCGGAAUCUAUUGCCUGGCUUCGGCAUUCAGCAGCGAAGAAGUUCCUAGCAUGGCGACGUAGGACGAAGCUACCAGGAGAUUCCAUGAUGAUGCAAGGUCUGGCUCAACCGCGCAGUCCAACAACAGCUUCAGUGGGACUAAAUGGGGGCAACAUGAAUUCAUCCGUAGCAUCUUCAGUCUUCUCUGCCACGUCACCAUCUGGUGUCUUGGUACCAGGCUCUGGGUCUCCGUUCUACCCUUCGAACCUCCAAUCCCCACUCCUCGCAUCCUCACCCUCGCUCGCAAACUCCGACACCCUCGAGCCCCCAGGCAACUUCUCUCUCGCGAGAUACAACAAUGCCAGACAAGGGGAACAAGGCCUUAGUGAGAUAAGGAUAGCAAGAUGGGCAACAGACCUCCAGCGCAGUCGCCGCAACGAAAGGGAACGGUUGGAGGAACUACAAAACAAUGAUAGGGCGAGAUGGCUACUUGAACGUGUCGGCGAAGAGGUAUCCAAGGGUACAAUCGUCGCAUCACCGGGCGGUCCACCCAGAGCUGAGUGGGCAGUCCGCCACGGCGAUGAAAAGAAAAGUAAUAAAGUCAGUCAUCGGUAUGCAAAAACUGUUGGAUUGGACUCGCGGGAUCCGCUUGGCCUGUGUAACUUUGGCGAUGAGCUCAGGAGACAGAGUUUCGUGCUCGUUAAGGUUCUAGGAGGUAUCAGUGUGCUGGGCGCUGUUGCUGUGGUGGUUUGUAGGGCAUGUGGAAUUGAGACGGGGUUGCCGCAUGGUGGGUGGUGGGAGUGGAUCACUGGGGCUGAGUAG
This is a messenger RNA of Alternaria arborescens, 2400 nucleotides long. RefSeq lists its product as hypothetical. Gene Ontology annotation, biological process: cytoskeleton-dependent cytokinesis. Bases 1 to 2400 code for a protein of 799 amino acids. Lineage: Eukaryota; Fungi; Ascomycota; Dothideomycetes; Pleosporales; Pleosporaceae. Gene Ontology annotation, cellular component: septin complex; microtubule cytoskeleton; septin ring. Gene Ontology annotation, molecular function: GTPase activity; GTP binding; molecular adaptor activity. The record is from RefSeq and is a predicted model, not a curated record. The transcript is spliced from 4 exons.